AUGGCUGACUUUACCGAAUAUGGCAAUGCUUCUGCAGAAUGGCUUGCAGUAGUAGACAGCAGGCCACCCAUGGACCCCUCUCUCAGCCUCAAGGAAAUGCAGCGCAUCACCAACAUGCACCGAGAAAACCUCGCAAAGGCUGAACUGGAGAAGUUGGGAAACCCAGAAAUCCACAUGAAAGAUUACACUGUCACCGCACGAGACGGGUUUGCUCUAGAGGUCCGAACUUAUAGACCACCGACAGCCGACAAGGACGCCCGUCUUCCGAUUUACAUCCACCUCCACGGUGGUGGCUAUGUUUUUGGAAAUAUUCCUUCAGAAGACGCUAUCUGUACUGCUAUUGCUCUCGGAGCCAAUGUCACUGUUGUGAACCUCAACUAUCGUCACGCGCCGGACUUUGCGUACCCAACAGCGUGGGACGAUACUGAGGAUACCUUCCACUGGGUCCACGACAACAUUGACGAACUCCUCGGCAACCCAAAGCAAAUCCUGGUCGGCGGCAUCUCCGCCGGUGCUCAACUCUCAGCUGCCUUGACGUUGCGACAGAACAUGUCUGCAGACGGUCUUGCACGACCAAAGCUUGCGGGUCAAGUUCUGAUGAUUCCGGCUCUUGUUCAUCCGGACUCCUACGCACCUAUCCUUGAACAGCUCAAGGAUCCUUCAGUAUCAUCCUUUGUCCAAAAUGUGGAUGCUCCACUACUCAACAAGGCGGCGGUGGACAAGUUCACCAGCCUAUUAAAAGUUUCGAACCCAGAUCCCAAGGAUAGGCGGUUAAACAUUGGACUUGCGUCUAUUGAUGAGGUCAAGGGCAUGCCACCUACGACACUUGGAAUCUCUGGCUUGGAUUGUUUCAGAGAUGAAGCUCUUUUCUAUGGAAAGAAGCUUGCUGAGGCAGGAGUACCUACCGAUAUCCACGUCUUCAAGGGUCUUCCCCAUGGAUUCCGUCGCUUUGGAGAUCAGUUAUCUGAGAGCAAGAGAUGGGAUAAGGUCAUGGAGGAUGGAAUCAAGUGGGCUAUUUCUAAUCCUGAGCCAACUGGAAAGUUUGAGAUUAAGCUUGAGUAG
Molecule: messenger RNA, 1062 nt
Organism: Fusarium poae
Lineage: Eukaryota; Fungi; Ascomycota; Sordariomycetes; Hypocreales; Nectriaceae
Exons: 2
Coding region: 1-1062 (353 amino acids)
Molecular function (GO): hydrolase activity
Source: RefSeq, a predicted model, not a curated record